AGGUUGUGGUUUGCCAGACGGGACUUGCGGCAAGGAACAUGCGGUGAAGCCGAGCGCCGGAGCGGGACCGCAGCCCUGCACUCUGCGAUUGCAAAGGGAAAUAAACAGCCGGAGCAGGAGCCUCGCACCCGCCGUCUCUUCCCGGAGACCUGCAUCGCAAGAGCCCUGCUGCCUGCCGCAGCCUGCAGCCGCCUGAGGCUCGAUCCAGACACUCCGCUUUGCAGGAAGGGCUGGAUUUGCUCCCUGUCGCCUCACCGAGAGAGCUGCGGCCGAAGGAGAGCGCCGCUUACCCGGGCGGCCCGGGCCGCUGCAUGCUAUCCCCCGCGAGAGGGGAGCUGCGGUGGGCAGCAGAGCGGGGCUUUUCUCCGCUGGCCCAGUAGGACGUGGAGAUCGGCGAGCGAGGGCCGUGCGGGGACGAGGAGCGGGGCCCGCCGGCCUUCCCCGCCCCGGGGGCAGGGAGAGCGAGGAGCCGGGGCCCCGCCGCCCCCCGCCCGCUGGAUUUGCCGUUCCCUGUGGCACCCUGCACAUCAGAUUUCAGAUGCAUGCCAGGUUCCCGCUGAAUGCCAGCAGCAGAGAUCACUACAGAUGGAGCCCCAAAGUCAGCAUGGCAGCGGCGGCUCCCUGGUGGUGAUUCAGCAGCCCUCCCUGGACAGCCGGCAGCGCUUGGACUAUGACAGGGACAGCCAGCCCACAACCAUCUUGUCACUGGACCAGAUCAAGGCCAUCAGGGGCAGCAACGAAUACACCGAGGGGCCGUCGGUGGUGAAAAAACCGGGUCCGCGGACAGCGCCAAGGCAGGAGAAGCAUGAGAGGACUCACGAGAUUAUACCAAUUAAUGUGAAUAAUAACUACGAACACAGGCCCGGCCAUGCGGGGCACGGGGCACAUCAGCAUAACACCAGGGCUCCCGUGCUGAGCCGAUCGACCAGCACGGGCAGCGCGGCCAGCUCCGGCAGCAACAGCAGCGCCUCCUCAGAGCAAGGGCUGCUGGGGCGCUCGCCGCCCUCCCGGCCGGGCUCCGGCCACAGACCCGACCGGACAAUCCGGGCGCAGCCCAAGCAGUCGGCCCUGAUUGUGGACGAUCUGAAGGGGCCUUUGAAAGAGGACUUGACGCAGCACAAGUUCAUCUGCGAACAGUGCGGGAAGUGCAAGUGCGGGGAGUGCACGGCGCCGCGGGCCCUGCCCUCCUGCCUGGCCUGCAACCGGCAGUGCCUGUGCUCGGCCGAGAGCAUGGUGGAGUACGGCACCUGCAUGUGCCUGGUCAAAGGGAUCUUCUACCACUGUUCCAACGACGAUGAAGGGGACUCGUACGCGGAUAAUCCCUGCUCCUGCUCCCAGGCACACUGCUGUUCUAGGUACCUGUGCAUGGGAGCCAUGUCCUUGUUCCUGCCUUGCUUGCUCUGCUACCCUCCGGCCAAAGGAUGCCUAAAACUCUGCCGGGGGUGCUACGACCGCGUCAAUCGUCCGGGGUGCCGGUGCAAGAACUCAAACACAGUCUAUUGUAAACUGGAGAGCUGCCCCUCCCGGGGUCAGGGCAAGCCCUCAUGAUUUUGGGAGGGAGGUUUACUUCUUCCAACUUCAGUUUUUCAGGUUGUAGCUGAUUUUUUUUCCCCCCUCCUCCCAUCUUUUCUUCUCCCUUCUCUCCCAUUUUGGGAGGACUGUUCCUUUCCUUUCUGUCUGCCCAACUUCAGACACAUGAGUUCUUCCCCUUGCAUCUCUACUCUCCCCCUCCUACUGACUUGGCUGAGUGUGGAGCAUUUCACGCAGUCACUGCUGCUCUUUGGUAAGUGUGGACCUGAGAUCUGCACCUGCCACUCGCUCAGGCAGGGUCUUUGAGUUUGUAACUGAACCACUCCUGAAGGAGACAGUGAGGGCUCACUGGGCUCUUGAAGCUUCUUGCUCUGUGAAUAUCUUCCCAAAGAUUUGUUUGUGGGGUUUUUUUGUUUUUUUGGGUUUUUUUUUGUUUUGUUUUGUUUUUUUGUUUUUUUGUUUGUUGUUGUUGUUCUCAGCAAGUUAUGGGUUUUUUUCUCAACCUCCUGGGUGCCAAGGAAGAAUAACUUUCCUGAAUAACAAUCCUGAGCUGGAUUGUGAAAUAACUUUUUGUGGGUGUUCUUUCUGGAGAGGGAUGUAAAAUAAAGGCUUCACCAAAUGAAAGGCCUGACUCUUCUAUAAGCAGCCUGCUUAUUUUUGCAUCUUUUUUUCCCCCUCUCUUUUUGUCUUAACUUUUGGAACAUUCUCAGACCUGAGAAUUGCCUUGCCUCCUUUUUUUUUUUUUUCUUACAUUUUCUAUGUAACUUCAGUUUUUGCUACACUCUGUAGAUCUUCACAUUGGAGACAUUGUGGCUGCAACACAUUUGUUUCUUUUGCUGUCCAGUCUUUGAAGGAUAUUGCUCACUCCACCCUCCUAAUCCUGUUUUUAUAGUCUGUCAGUAUCAGUUGAUAUUAAAGUUGGUGGUGUUCAUGUAUCCAAACAGCCUUCAGGUGUCAUUGAGUCACCUAAAUGUCCUUGAAUCCUUCAAGUCUCUUGUGAUCCUUUGGCUUAGUGAGUUUAGCUCUGCUCUGUACUUUAUAAUUUUAUCCUGUCCCUGUUUUAUUGCCUUAGCCACAAAUUGUGGUCCUUUUUUGUAUAUUUUAUGUAUAAAACACAAAGUUGAAUCCCAACUAUUUUUAAGACAAAAGUCUGUUAAAACUUUUUUUAUUGUAAAGAAUAUUUAUUAUGUGAAUCUCUAUUAUUUUAUGAUAUUUAUUGCAAAAGACUUCGAAAAUGUACUCAUGUCUGAAUAUAACAAAAUAUCAAUACUUAACGAAAUAAGGAUGACACGAAGAAAGUCCAUAUGUUAACUAUAAUGCAGAAAAUAUAUUAAUUAAUGAAAACGCC
Prinia subflava (tawny-flanked prinia) is the source of this 2878-nucleotide messenger RNA. RefSeq names its product sprouty RTK signaling antagonist 1 (gene SPRY1). Bases 586 to 1548 code for a protein of 320 amino acids. Gene Ontology annotation, cellular component: cytosol; membrane. The record is from RefSeq and is a predicted model, not a curated record. Gene Ontology annotation, biological process: negative regulation of MAP kinase activity; negative regulation of Ras protein signal transduction; animal organ development. Lineage: Eukaryota; Metazoa; Chordata; Aves; Passeriformes; Cisticolidae. The transcript is spliced from 2 exons.